Penicillium waksmanii is the source of this 705-nucleotide messenger RNA. RefSeq lists its product as uncharacterized. The coding region runs from base 1 to 705 and encodes 234 amino acids. The record is from RefSeq and is a predicted model, not a curated record. Lineage: Eukaryota; Fungi; Ascomycota; Eurotiomycetes; Eurotiales; Aspergillaceae. The transcript has a single exon.
AUGAGCGAUCCACUCUCGAUCGCAGCUGGCAUCGCCGGAUUCCUCUCAUUAGGCAUCCAAGUCACGCAAAAUUUGGUAGAUUUCUAUUCAGAAUACAAAGGCCAGGAUGCCAAUAUUGCAAAAUUCAUUCAAAAUAUAGAAAUCCUCCAAAGUACCCUUCGAUCUCUAGAAAUUGCAGUUCAACAACGCCAAUCACAGCCUGACGCAGAGGAUCUACUUCAAGAAGUCGAUAAAGCGACACGAGCCUGCCACGACAUAAUCCAAGAGCUCCAGGAGGAGUGUCAGAAGCUCCAUCCCAGAUCAGAUCCGAGUUCUAGCCUCAAAGGCCGAGUUCAAGCUGCUGGACGCCGUGCCACUUAUCCGUUCCGAAAAAGCACGCUUCAGAAAAUCGAAGAAGAUGUUGGCGAGAUACGUGAGAAUCUGACGUUCGCAUUGAACGUGCUGCAGUUUAAGGGACAUAAUCGGAUUGAGGAUGAAAUAUCAACUGUCAAAUCUCUGCUUGAGAAAACCAACACAAACCAAAUAUCCUUCGCAAUUCGUGCCUGGCUUCAGGCUCCCGAUCCAUCUCUCAACAAGAAUACAUUCUAUAAAAAACACCACCCAGCGACUGGGCUGUGGUUUAUCAGUAGUCCUCAAUUCUUGAACUGGUUUGCAGAGCGAAAUUCGUUUCUCUGGCUUAACGGAUUUGCGGCGUGUGGUAAAUAG